AUGGUUCUCGACUACAGCAAGUGGGACGCACUGGAGCUGUCCGAUGAUUCGGACAUUGAGGUGCAUCCCAAUGUCGACAAACGAUCUUUUAUCCGCGCCAAACAAGCUCAAAUCCAUCAGCAGCGUGAACAGCGCCGUCAUGAUAUUAAGACAUACAAGUACGAGCGCAUCAUCAACGAUGGCCUCCUAUCAAGGAUCGACAAGCUUCUUGAUGCCCUCAAGCAAAACGAAAGUUCCUCUGCCCCUCCAGAGCAGUUCAUUUUCCAAACAAUCAUGGAGUUUGCCAGCAACCCAACCGAAGACAAAGCUCCCGCACCACCAGAAGGAGUUCAUACCCACGAGAAGGAACAGCCAAAAUACUCACAAAUGAUGAGCUCUUUGGUCGACCAGGUCAAGAAAGAAUUCGGGGACACAAAGCCAGACAAUAUGUACCAGGCUUACAUUGCCGGUGUACAAGUACACAAGGACAAGGUCGAGGGCUUGCAGAAGGAACUCUCGACAAGAUUGGCUCAGCUGGAGAAGGAAGAAGGAAGCAAGAUCACCAGUGAAGGACUGCAUGAUGGAUUUAACACUUCACAUGUGUCCAAGGGCGAGGCUCAAUCGAAGGCUGCCGUCCCCGCAAAGAAGACAGACGUUGAGCUCCUAAAUCCCGGCGCGGCAAGCUCCUCGGCCGCUCAGGAUAAUGAUGACGAUGACGAUCCUGCAGAUAUUGAGAUCAGUCCACUGGCCAAGCGGUUUGCCAAGCUGAAGCCAAAAGAUUACUCUGCUUAUCAGAGAUUUAUUGCCGACCAUCCUGAAAUUGUCAAGGAGAAGGAGACUGAUGGUCUCUUGGUCGAGGCAUUCAACAGUCAGCUAAAGGGCAAAGAGGCGUAUGCCCGCCAAUGUGUGCACCAGGGACUCCUUCUGCAGUACUGCCGCUCUCUAGGCCCUGACGGUAUCAAGUUGUUUUUCGGCCGUAUCACGACGAAGGACCACCGUGCUGCGACCCUGUUCUCAAAUGAUGUCAACGACACUUACAACCGAAUCAAAACUCGGGCUGCUGAACUGAAUAAAGAAAGCUCGAACGAGUCCGCUGGCGUCGAGCAAAUUCAGCUGCAUGCAGUUGAUCCGAACACCAAGAUCACCAUCAAUAUUCCUGCUGCCGAAAGCCAGGACCCCACAGAGAUUGAAGCACGCAAAGUCUUCGAAUCCUUUUCGCCAGAGCUGCAAAAAGCAUUGGCGUCGGAGUCUCUGGACGAGGUGAACAAAGUGCUGGGCAAUAUGUCUGUCGAAGAGGCGGAGCAGGUUGUCGAGCAGCUGGGUAAUGGAGGUAUGCUUAGCCUCGAAGAAGGGAUCAUUGACGGAACCACUGAAGAGGGCCAAAAGAAACUCGCCGAAAUCGAGGCCGAGGCUAAACAAGAGAAGCGGGAGCCUGGUGGUGAUGUAACCGAGUUAGAUUAA
Penicillium diatomitis is the source of this 1440-nucleotide messenger RNA. RefSeq names its product Hsp90 co-chaperone CDC37. The transcript is spliced from 2 exons. The coding region runs from base 1 to 1440 and encodes 479 amino acids. Gene Ontology annotation, cellular component: cytoplasm. The record is from RefSeq and is a predicted model, not a curated record. Gene Ontology annotation, molecular function: protein-folding chaperone binding; heat shock protein binding; protein kinase binding. Gene Ontology annotation, biological process: protein stabilization; protein folding. NCBI's taxonomy places the organism in Eukaryota, Fungi, Ascomycota, Eurotiomycetes, Eurotiales, Aspergillaceae.